Alosa alosa (allis shad) is the source of this 1955-nucleotide messenger RNA. Its product is annotated as dehydrogenase/reductase SDR family member 11. Bases 187 to 954 code for a protein of 255 amino acids. The transcript is spliced from 7 exons. NCBI's taxonomy places the organism in Eukaryota, Metazoa, Chordata, Actinopteri, Clupeiformes, Clupeidae. Gene Ontology annotation, molecular function: oxidoreductase activity. The record is from RefSeq and is a predicted model, not a curated record.
UUAUAGUUUAAUUUUCCUUGGAAGAUGGAAUGUUACUUUAUGGGACGUCAUAUGAUAACAGUGCUUGUGGGCGUGCAGCGUUUUGACAAUUAUUUACUAAAACACGCAAGAAGGCUCACGCUGGCGGGAUUAUCGUGAACAGGUUCGCGUCAAGUGAAAUUGUAAACUGUUUACUUUUUGGUACAAAUGGAUCGGUGGAAAGGUAGAGUAGCUCUUGUGACUGGAGCCUCCGUUGGAAUUGGAGCGGCUAUCACGAAAGCUCUUGUCCGACAUGGCAUGAAGGUGGUCGGCUGCGCCAGGACUGUUGAGAAGAUAGAGAAACUGGCAGCAGAAUGCCAGAGUGCUGGCUUGAGUGGCACUCUCAUUCCCUACAAAUGCGACUUGUCAAACGAAGAGGAGAUCCUCUCCAUGUUCUCCGCCAUCAAGACCUUGCACCAGGGUGUUGAUGUGUGCAUCAAUAACGCUGGCCUAGCUCACCCUGAGCCACUGCUGAGCGGCAAAACUGAUGGCUGGAGGACGAUGAUGGAUGUCAACGUCCUUGCUUUGUCAAUAUGCACAAGGGAGGCAUACCAGUCCAUGAAGGAAAGAAAUGUGGAUGAUGGACAUAUCAUUAACAUCAACAGCAUGAGUGGGCACAGAGUGGUGCCCAGUGCCAGCGUUCACUUCUACAGUGCCACCAAGUAUGCUGUGACCGCACUCACUGAGGGGAUCCGGCAGGAGCUACGGGAAGCAAAGACCCAUAUACGAGCCACUGCCAUAUCACCUGGUCUAGUGGAAACAGAAUUUGCCUUCCGCCUCCAUGGCGAUGACCCUGAGAAAGCUGCUGCAACAUAUGCAAGUAUAAAGUGCUUGGAGGCUGGCGACAUAGCCAGUGCAGUGGUGUAUGCCUUAAGUGCCCCUCCUCAUGUACAGAUUGGUGACAUUCUGAUGCGGCCCGUUGAACAGGUGUCCUAACCUCAUGCAGGCCGGUCGUCUGCUGCUUUAAAAACUGCUGGAGGGAUCUGCCGUGUCUAAAUCUGCUCACCUCAAGAGUCUAUCCCCCUAAAGGGACCUGCGAGGGAGUUUUGUAAAGUGUUUGGGCUACGGGUUCCUACAGGUGCAGCCCUGAUGUAUGGUGCCUGGUGAAUAAGGAGAGGAGCAUUGGAGACAGGGCCACCUAUUUAAAAUUUUGGCUAUAUGGUAUAAUAAUGUAGGUUCAGAUUCAUUGUCACUUGAUGGUACAUGUGAAUCACACUGUGGUGUGAAUCAAGUUUAUUUUUAAAGAAGAUGUUGUAAUGAAUAAGCCGGGAUGAUCAAAAAAUCUAUUGCAGACUCAUGAAUCAAAGUCACAUUAAAAUCCACCCAAGCAAACUGUAAACCCGUAACCCAGUAACACAAGAUAAACACCACCACAUUUUUGGGAUACUUUUUUUUUUAUCUAAAAACUGACUGACUGAUACCUCAGUUAUGAGUAUACCUCAAUUGUUGUAUGUAUACCUCAAGUCAGGAGACAGUGCUAAAUUAAAUGACUUCAUAUGUAUUUUUUUUUAUUAUGUUGCUCGAACAAAUAGCGACUUGUUAACAUGUUAGGAUUUCUCUGAUUAUAGUCCAGGAUACUGACUGCAUUUACUAUCUAAGUAGUUGUAUUUGACUAUGAAAUACUUGAUUUGGCUAUUUUUUGGAUAGAACUCCAGCCGAAUGAUAAACCACUAAGUACUGAUUUACCUCCCUUCCUUAGCUGCUAAUUGUUAUGAUUUCCACAUGAAUUUCUUUCCUUUUCUUGUUUUUUUUGUACAACUAGUAGCUGUUAAUGCAGACAACUACACACAGGCACAGUGGUGAUAAAGGAAUGCAGGGGUUUUGCAAUGAUUACUUCACUACAACCUCCAGACAUGUGUGACAUCAUGUGACACACAAUAAAAUGUGUAAUGCAAAAAUAAUAGUGCUAUAAAUAAAUAAAAAUUCACUGCAUCAUG